Ectocarpus siliculosus is the source of this 4155-nucleotide messenger RNA. The record is from the annotation of a GenBank genome assembly. NCBI's taxonomy places the organism in Eukaryota, Phaeophyceae, Ectocarpales, Ectocarpaceae.
AUGGACAGCAGUCGCGAGGAUGAAGAAGAUGAUGUGCCUGUGGUUCCACCGAGAUCCUCCGGCCGUACUACAGUAAGGGCGGACGGUUCCGCGGCGGUCCCGUUUCCGUCGCCGCUCGCGCCCGCAGAAAGCCAGCCAAAAUCACGACCCAACGUCAGGCCGACGCGAAGCAACAAGCGUUCGGCGAGCGACGCGGGCCACGGCCACGGGGACGCUAUCCUCGCCGAGUCCCCCGCAGGAUCGUCGGUCGACCAUGCCGAGGAGAUCGAUCACGCAACCGCUGCCGGCGCAAACGCCGAGCAACCACCGUCGCCUCCGCCGUCGCCGAAAAGACGACGCAGAUCAGCUAGACGGGGGGGGCAACACGGUCACCUGCUGGUCCAGGAGAGGGCUGGCCAGGGAAGCUGCGAGCGGGAAGAAGUGGUGUUGGAGGAGGAGGAGGAGGAGGAGGAGGAGGAGGGAGCCCCGGCGGUGGCGGCUAUCCCGAGGAAUAGGCGGGGGAAGCGGAAAGGAGGGCGAGCGCGGGGCGCGCAGGAUGCGGGCGACUUGAAGUGUGGCGAUGUACAACAAGGAGAGGAGUGGAGAGUGGUGACAAGCGUUGGUGCUGUUGGAGGCAUCGACUCCGAGGGUGGGGGCGACGCACAGGGGCAGGGAUGUGCACCACUGCCUCACAUAUUGGAAGGACAGUCUACCCCUCCGACGGGGGGAGAAACGAAGACCAAGGGGAAAGGGAAGGGGAAGGGGAAGGGAAGAGCAAAGGCACAAGCGAGCGGAACUCCAGCAGCUGCACCAAAGGCAACGACAAAGCGGAGAUGCAGGCGGAGAAGGUCUGCCGACACCAACGCCAACAUGUCGGACUCGUACAGCGACAACAGUGACGGAGGGGCCGGUGACAGCCCGUGCAGUACCCCAAUCCGUAGGAGGCCCCGCAGCACUCGACACCAGACAAGGGCAUCGGCAGAGUGGUAUACUCACCCUCUUCCCCCGCCGACCACGCUGGAGGAGCCCCUGGUGAUAGACAGCGAUGAUGACGACGUUCGAGCCGUUCCAGCCGCCCAAGGGGCCGCCAGUGCCGAUAAGCCUUCCCGAGUGGUGACGACGGUCUGUGACGAUGACGACGGCGGUGGUGGGGUGCGGCGGGAUAGCAGCUUUGUCGACACCGACUUCGGCGACGGGUUGAUAGAGCUACGCACCCGCAAGGAGCGGCAAGGGGCCCCGCCGGGCAUGCAGAAAGUCCGGUUGUCGUGGGCGGUCGCUUACCUGCGAGAGGAGUGUAUUCGCUCUGUACCCCACAAGACUCGCGUGAUCUUCCCAAACAAGGAUACCACGGGAGCGGUGCAGGUGACCCGGUCUGACGUCAUCCGCCUUCAAGAGAAUGUGUUCCUCAACGACACCAUCAUUGACUUCUACCUCAGGUAUCUUCUCUCUCGGGAAGACAGCUUUGCGGAAGGCUUGGCGCCAAGCUCGGUCCACGCCUUCAGCCCGUUGGUGGUGCAGGGUAUCACCAACGUCGCUGAUGCUGCGGAGCCGGAAGCGUACUGGCGAAAAGUCCAGAAAUGGACCAAAGGGCUGGACCUGUUCAGCAAGAAGAUCGUCCUCUUCCCCAUCAACAGCGCGCUGCACUGGAGUCUCCUUGUGCUUAUCAACCCGGACCUUUUCGAGAAAAGAGUGACCCAGAAGGAAAAGGAGAAGGAAAAGGAGAAGGACAAGGACGCAGCCGCCGCCGCCGCCCGCAAGAAACCCACGGCCCCCACCGCAGCCGCAGCCGCUGCCGCCGCUUCGGCUGAAUCAACGAAAUCCGCGAAAAAGAAGGCAGGGAAAAAUAGUAGGGCUGACACCGGAGCCAACGCUGUCAGCGAGAGAGGAGAUGGCGGCGGCGGCGGCGGCAGCAGCAGCAGCAGCAGCCAGAGCUCGACGGUUUCGCACACCGAAGGAAGACGUUUCCAGGAGGACGACGACGAGGAGAUGCCGCAGGCAGCUUCGCCAUCCCGCGACGCCGCUAGCCUCGCCACCGCGGCAAGUGCGGGAGAAGAAGCAAUACCUUCUUCGCCUCCUCUGUCCGAAAGCGAGUACCUCAGUCAGGCCUCGCCGUUGCCGAGCAGAGGCAAGGCCAUGGAGUGGCCCCCAUCCACGGAAAUACAGCGGCACAGCAUACCGCUCUUGGACGACUGUUCUGGUAGCGCCGAUGCCGACCCUACCGAGGCCGGCGGCGGUGGCGGCGGCGGUGGUGCCUGCACUACGAGUGGAAGAGGGUGGUCUUCUCACGGGGCGGCGUCGCAGCCCGAGGAAGAGAACGCGGUAGCCGUGGGAGAGAGUGGCAGUGGCGGUGUUACGACGGCGGGUGAAUCGGUAGACCGGCGGAACGUGGAGAGCCUUCCCAUGGAGAUGGAGGUCGAGGAGGAGGACCAGCUCCCCUCGCGUGCUGGCGAGAUCGUCGGCGGCGGAAGGACAAGGUUGUCAUCACCAUCGUCACCGGCAUCGCCAUCGCCAUCGCCAUCGGCAACGGUUUCACGAGGACAUGCGCCACCGAUGCCUGGAUCUGCAUCUGGGUCACCCGCUGCAUCUGGAUCUGCCACAUCCACUCCCGUACAAGCCCUGAACGUGGAAGCCUCAAACGGACCCCUCCACGAUGGACCGGAGUCGGUGCUAUCGCCACCUCGUCCACUUCUUCCGGUAGGACGAGGAACGAAGGAGUCCCCUGCAAUCGCGGCAGACAGCCGACGGGAGUGGAGGCUGAACCAGCCUUCCCCCAGCUCGCCCAUGUACCCGAGCAGCCCGCCUUGUGCCGGGCCCCCCGGAGAACGGUCGGGGGCAGCGGCGGCAGCGGCGGCGGUGGCGGCGGCGGCGGCGGCGGGAGGGUCUCAGCCUAGUCCUGGAAGCGCCGACGCGGGCGAACGGCCCGGCCGAGAAGACGCGCAUCGUCGCCGCCGCCGCCGCCGCUCUCCCGACCCGACGGCCGGGGGGUUGGACACCACGAUCGCCGGUCGCACCACCGUUCGGCGUCGGAGUGUUGGUGUUGGUGCUCACCGGCAGGAAAUGCGGACGGCAACGCAGCCCCAAGGGACCGGCGGGCCAAUCGACGUCGAUGCUUUGCCGUCGAAUGACGAGCCCGGGCCGUCGAGCGGAGAGCCCGAGCCAGCGGUGGACGUGGAGGCGUUGUCGUCGAGCGGACCGGCGGCGGCGGACGAUGAAGAAGUAGAGGCGCUCGACAGCAAUGCCGCCGCUGUUGUCGCGGAGACCGAACUCCGGACAAGGGUAAGGUCGACUCGAUCGAGGAGGCCACCAUCACGAUCGACAAACGGCAGCAGUUGUAAGGCAGCGCAGCUGCCUCCGCCUCGCGAGCAUUCGCCACCAGACAGCAGUAGUGGCGACGGGAAACGGCCGACCACGUCUGGGGGCGUCGCAGUUGGGCAGGAGGAGCCGGGGGGGGGGGGAGGGGUGGCGGACGCUGGUGCGGUGGGCCUCAGCUCCUCACCACCGGACGGAGAUUUGGACGGCGGCGAGCGGGCAGCAGGGGUCGAAGAGGUAGUGGAUGAUUCACCCAUCCCGUGCAUGCUGCUGCUGGACUCCACCAAGGGACAUCGGUCGCAGGAGGUCUUCAGGAUGGUUCGCAAAUACGUCGAAGCCGCCUGGAACAACACCCACGGGAAGAGCAGCGGGAGGAAGAGCAAGGUCGACGUCACCGCCAGGCUGCUAGGCGGCUGCAGCCCACCGAUACCUCAGCAGACGAACGAUUGCGACUGCGGCGUGUACGUGAUCCACUACGCAAAGCUCAUCCUCGAGAAGCCUCCCCUCGCCACUCAAAGGUUCUUGGACAGGAAGGGCAAGGGUGGAAUUUUCAGCAAGAAGUGGUUCGACAGCAGCGUUAUCAGCGCCACCCGCAAAACCAUCAGAGACACGGUGGAGACGAUGAGAUGGGACUGCUUGGAGAAGGAGAGAGGCGCCGCUGCCGCUGCUACUAGUUAGUUGGUGCCCCUGGUGUAGCCGGGACUAAUGCUAAUGAUAACCGUGCGGUUUAGAUCUUCCCCGUAGCAUGGCUGGCCCUGCAUUAUUUUUUCCCGCGUACUGCAGGCGCGAGAUUGCGAAAAACGUGGUCGAGAUAAUCUAUUCAUUUUGUUCAUUCCUGUAAUAUUUGAGUGUUUCGUUUGCCUUGUU